AGCUGAUGAAGCAGCCGGUCACACUAAGCUAGCGUCUGUCGAUGACCGGGAUCCGGGACGUGAUCCGGUUCAUGCCGCGGCUGUGACUCGAUGCUCCCCGGCUUCGAUAACAUUUGUCCAGGCAGGAAUUCCUCGCCUCCUCCCCCAUUGCUAUCAACAGAGUUUGGCCCUCAGACCGCCGGCUAUCUCCGGACCUUUGCUCCCUUCUCUGUUAGCCAGGAGCUAGCUGCUGCUGCUGCUGCUGCUGCUGCUAUAAAGAGGAGCGGGAAGCCGCAGGCUGAGUGACCGGGAGAGCGCGCGCUGCAGCGGGAUGAAAGAUGGCGUCUGUCCGGGUGGCUGUGCGGGUCAGGCCGAUGAACAGGCGGGAGAAAGAACUGGAGGCCAAAUGCAUCAUCAGGAUGGAGGGAAGCAAGACCAGCAUCACCAACCUGAAGGUCCUGGAGGGCGUGGUCGGCGACUCGAUGAGGGAACGGAUCAGAACAUUCACCUACGACUUCUCCUACGACUCGACGGAUGGACGGAGCCGCGCCUUCGUCUCCCAGGAAACGGUGUUCGGUGACCUGGGCUCCGACGUGCUGAAGGCGGCCUUCGAGGGAUACAACGCCUGCGUGUUCGCCUACGGACAGACCGGAUCCGGGAAGUCCUACACCAUGAUGGGCGUCCCAGGCGACGCUGGUCUGAUCCCCAGGAUCUGCGAGGGUCUGUUCAGUCGGAUCGCUGACGCGUCGCGGCGAGACGAAGCUUCGUUCCGCAUCGAGGUCAGCUACCUGGAGAUCUACAACGAGCGAGUCAGAGACCUGCUGAGGAGGAAGUCCAGCCACAUCUACAACCUGCGGGUCCGCGAGCAUCCCAAGGACGGGCCGUACGUGGAAGACCUGUCCAAACACCUGGUGCAGAACUACAGCGACGUGGAGGAGCUGAUGGAGGCGGGGAACAUCAACCGCACCACCGCCAGCACCGGCAUGAACGACGUCAGCAGCCGCUCCCACGCCAUCUUCACCAUCAACUUCACACAGGCCAAGUUUGACGCAGAGAUGCCGAGCGAGACGGUGAGUAAGAUCCACCUGGUGGACCUGGCUGGCAGCGAACGCGCCGACGCCACUGGCGCCACUGGCGCCCGGCUGAAGGAGGGCGGGAACAUCAACAAGUCGCUGGUCACGCUGGGAAACGUCAUCUCCGCUCUGGCCGACAUGGCGCCGGACGGCGGGAACGCCAACCAGAAGAAGAAGACGGUUUUCGUCCCCUACAGAGACUCGGUGCUGACCUGGCUGCUGAAGGACAGCCUGGGCGGGAACGCCAAGACCAUCAUGAUCGCAACCAUCUCCCCCGCCGACGUGAACUACGGCGAGACGCUCAGCACUCUGCGCUACGCCAACCGAGCCAAGAACAUCAUCAACAAACCCACCGUCAACGAGGACUCCAACGUCCGGCUGAUCAGGGAGCUGCGGGCGGAGAUCGCCCGGCUCAAGGCGCUGCUGCUGCAGGGAAACCAGAUCGCUCUGCUGGACUCGCCCACGGCUCUGAGCAUGGAGGAGAAGCUGCACCAGAACGAGGCCCGGGUUCUGGAGCUGACCAAAGAGUGGACCAACAAAUGGAACGAGACGCAGAACAUCCUGAAGGAGGAGACGCUGGCUCUGAGGAAGGAGGGCAUCGGCGUGGUUCUGGACUCGGAGCUGCCUCACCUCAUCGGCAUCGACGACGACCUGCUCAGCACCGGCAUCAUCCUCUAUCACCUGAAGGAGGGACGGACGUACGUGGGCCGGGAGGACGCGUCCGGCGAACAGGACAUCAUUCUGCACGGCCUGGAACUGGAGAGCGAGCACUGUGUGUUUGAGAACCACAGCGGAACGGUUACGCUGGUGCCGCUCGGCGGGGCUCAGUGUUCGGUCAACGGGGUUCUAGUGGCGGCGCCGGUCCAGCUCAACCAGGGAGCCGUUAUUCUGUUGGGCCGGACCAACAUGUUUCGCUUCAACCAUCCGAAGGAAGCGGCCAAGCUCAGGGAGAAAAGGAAGAGUGGCCUCCUGUCCUCGUUCAGCCUGUCCAUGACGGACCUGUCCAAGUCCUGUGAGAACCUGUCCACUGUGAUGCUCUACAACCCGGGUCUCUUCACUCAGAAGGGCCCCGUCUUCCUCAGGCUAGAAUUCGAGAGGCAGCAGAGAGAAGAGCUGGAGAAGCUGGAGAUGAAAAGGAGGCUGAUCAAGGAGAUGGAGGAGAAGCAGCUGAGUGAGAAGGCGGAGCUGGAGCGCCUCCAGCAGGAGGUGGAGAGUCAGCGCAAGGAGUCACAGGAGGUGCAGCAACGGAUCCUGCGACAGGAGGAGAGCCUGCGCCGCCGCAGCCAGGACAUCGAGAGCCGCCUGCGGGACUUUCUCGCCGAGAAGGAGCGCUUCGAGGAGGAGCGGCGCUCCGAAGUCCAGGAGGUGGCACUGCAGCGCAGGAAGCUGCAGCAGGAGGAGGAGCGAGAGGUGGAGGAGCAGACGGAGAUCUGCCGCGAGCUGCAGCGGCUGCAGAGGGAGCGUGAGGAGCAGCAGGUGCGCCUGGAGGCGGAGCGGCGGCGGCUGGAGGAGCAGGAGCGGGAACAGCUGAGUCUGGUCGCCCGGCUGGAGGAGCAGCUGCGGGAGGCGCAGGAGGCGGCGGCAGUGCUGCUGGCCAGAGAGGAUGCGCGGCGCUUGGAGGAGGAGCGGCGUGUGCUGGCGGAGAUCAGGGAGGCGCUGCUGCGCGCCAAGGAGGCCGCCGAGCGCACGGACGGCGAGGACGCCGCUAAGGAGGCGCGCUCCGUCCAGAAACAGUACCUCGCCUUCAAGGAGGCCCAGGUGGAUGAGCUGCGGCGGCUGCAGGAGGCGCUGCAGCAGCAGAGGGAACUGCUGCAGGAGGAGGUGACAGCAGAGAGGAGCUCGCUGCAGCAGCUCGCACGCAGCCUGAAGGAACACCAGCAGAGGGCGCCGCAGGAUGUCGGCGGCCAGGAGGAGACGCUACUACGCCAGGCGCAGCACCGCCUGCACUUCAAGGAGCUGCAGCUGGCCAACAUGGCCGCCGGCGUGCUGCCGGCGCUUCUGGAGGAGCAACAGCGGGCGCAGGAGGUGCUGCAGCGGCACGGUGACGUGGCGCCGGCUGGCCUGGACAACACGCUGUUCCAGGUGGAGAAGGAGCUGGAGGAGACGCAGGACAAGCUGCACCUCCACUGGCACGGCGCGCAGCAGCUGCAGCAGCUGCAGGAGAGCUGCGAGUUCACGGCCAACGUGGCGCGGCAGGAGGAGAAGGUCCGCCGCAAGGAGAGGGAGAUCCUGGCCUGGAGGGAGGCGCAGCAGCAGGAGGCGCUGGAGCAGGCCGUGGCCCGGCUGGAGCGCCGCCACGCCGCCCUGAGGCCCGACCGGCCGGACCACCGCAGGGUGGAGCAGGAGAUCCAGGAGCUGCGGCGGCACAUCAGUGAGAGCGAGAACCAGAACCGGGCCCAGUCGGUCAGUACCGAGGAGAAGAUGGGUCACAGCAGCUCCCCGGUCGGACACAUGCAGAGUCUGAACCCGCUGCUGCCGCUGUCUGAUGACAGGAUCAACGCCUACAUCGAGGAGGAAGUGCAGCGCCGGCUGAGGAAGAUGAACUUCCUGAACGGCGGCGGCGUGGAUCUGUCCGUGUCCUGCGACUCUCUCAGGGACGAGGAGGAAGUUAGCGACUGUAGCUCUGUUAGGCUAACAGACGAGGAAGAGGAAAAACUGCAGAACAUAAAUCCACGAAGGCUGAAGUAUGAGAACGCCUGCUGGCCUAACCUCCUGGAGCCUGAGAGAGAAAAACGGCUGGAAUCCUCUGAUAAACUCCUGAUCGAAAAAGAUCUGGACAAGGAAAAAUGGUGGGAAGGAGAAGUAAACGUUCUUGGAAGGAAGCAGUUCCGAGCUGUUUGUGGCCCUGAUUGUUGCUACAAAGCGACCGACCAACUGAGUGGAACCAAGAACAUGACCGCAUCUGAUGUCGCGCCCGGCCGGGACGCUCUGCGCCGCCGCCAAGGAGCCCGUCAGGGUGAGCAUCCCGCGCUACGUCCUGCGCGGCCAGGGCAAAGACGAACACUUCGAGUUCGAGGUCAAGGUCUCGGUGAUGGACGACAGCUGGACCGUGUUCAGACGCUACAGCCGCUUCAGAGAAAUGCACAGGAGCCUGAAGUCCAAAUAUCCGGAGGUGAGCCGCCAGAACCUGACCCGUUGGUUCUGGUUCUGAUGAAACGGUUGUCCAGAACCGAGCCUGAUCGUAGUUCUGGUUCUGUUCUGAUGGUCUUUGUUUUCCAGCUGGCGGCUCUGGAGUUUCCUCCGAAGAAGCUGUUUGGGAACCGGGACGAGCGGAUGGUAUCGGAGCGCCGCAGCCAGCUGGAGCGGUACCUGAGGAACCUGUUUCGGGUCAUGCUGUCCUGCUCCGGUUCUCCUCUCAGACCCGAUGAGGACGGCGUUUUCCGCCUGUCCAAGUUCAACAUCUGUGAGUUUUCUCCGUUCUUCAAGAAAGGCGUCUUCGAGUCCAGCAGCCACGGAACCGGCUGAGGCAGAACUGGACCUUGCUGUCCAUGUGGUUCUGGUGGUUCUCCUGUUUGGUCUUGCAGGACGAGUCGAUCCGCUCUGGAGGACAGAAGCUUCAGGUCGGCUCAGACUACAGAACCCGCCUGGUUCUGGUUCUGCUCAGGACAUGAAAGAACAGAACCAAAGUUCUGGAUCCGAAGGGUUGUGGAGAAGAUCUGCAGCUUCUCUGUAGAAACAGUUUCCUGUUUGCUGCUAUAAAUCAAUAAAUUAUGAGCCGAGGAAAACGGAUCAGAACCGACGGCAGGUUGGACCAAAACCUGCUGGAGAGGCGAUAAAACUGGAAAUAAUUAUUUAAAUGUAAAAAUGUCUGAAAUAUACAAGAUAAAUGGGACUCAAUAAAGUCUGAAUAUCUUCA
Gambusia affinis (western mosquitofish) is the source of this 4908-nucleotide messenger RNA. RefSeq names its product kinesin family member 16Ba (gene kif16ba). Gene Ontology annotation, biological process: microtubule-based movement. The record is from RefSeq and is a predicted model, not a curated record. The transcript is spliced from 28 exons. The coding region runs from base 318 to 4517 and encodes 1399 amino acids. Gene Ontology annotation, molecular function: microtubule motor activity; phosphatidylinositol binding; ATP binding. NCBI's taxonomy places the organism in Eukaryota, Metazoa, Chordata, Actinopteri, Cyprinodontiformes, Poeciliidae.